Molecule: messenger RNA, 578 nt
Organism: Nothobranchius furzeri (turquoise killifish)
Lineage: Eukaryota; Metazoa; Chordata; Actinopteri; Cyprinodontiformes; Nothobranchiidae
Gene: mrpl42
Product: mitochondrial ribosomal protein L42
Cellular component (GO): mitochondrial large ribosomal subunit
Source: RefSeq, a predicted model, not a curated record
ACUCAAAAUCUGACCUGUGAAAUAGACGGAACCAUUAAUGUGAAGCACUCGACAAAGUAACAGCAUGGCGUUAGGUCAAUUGAGUAAACUAUACGGUAUUUUACCGAGAAUUUCGUGGGGCACUACACAGAUAAACAUGCAGACUUGUUUGCUGUCGAUUCGACAAAAAUCCAGUCUCGGCCCUUUUGAAGACUCUAACAGCAAAGUGCAAAUAGGAGUGACUUCUGAUGGGAAGACCAUUGUGUGCCACCAUCCUGCUGCUGACGUUCCUUAUGAGCUCACUCAGCCAAUUGAGCGGCCAGACCCUUUGACCAACCAGGCAGAGACCCAUGAUCAGGUUUUGAAGGCCCACCUCAGCAAGGAGGUGCUGCAGAAUAAAACAGGACCUACUAUCGAGGAGCUGAGCAAGAUGUUCUUCACCACAAAACAUCGGUUUUAUCCUUUUGGACAGUAUCACAGGAGACGAAUCAAAAAAAAUCCCCCAAAGGACAGAUAGUUAAACUUUCACGUCAGUAACCUGCAAAUGCAUAUUUUUUUGUUUUGUUUUAUGAAGUGUUUAAUAAACUGUUAAAUACUGA